Molecule: messenger RNA, 153 nt
Organism: Closterium sp. NIES-65
Lineage: Eukaryota; Viridiplantae; Streptophyta; Zygnematophyceae; Desmidiales; Closteriaceae
Source: the annotation of a GenBank genome assembly
GCCAAGUUUUUCAUCAAUGCCCUGGCAGAGCCAGCGGAGGAGGUCGCUCAAUUCCUCGUGCCACGAGUGAGAGAGGUGCCUGCUAGCGGAGCCAGCACCUCCACCUACAUCAAGUUUCUCACCAAGCCUAAAGCCUUCUCGCAAAUAUUCCAG